This is a messenger RNA of Amoebophrya sp. A120, 549 nucleotides long. Lineage: Eukaryota; Dinophyceae; Syndiniales; Amoebophryaceae. The record is from the annotation of a GenBank genome assembly.
GUUCCUUGUGGUUCUUGCAAUUGUCCUCAACGACGUUUUGGAUUUAGUACAGUCAUUGCAUGUGUUUUUGCGAUAUCGCUUUUGUACUAAUUCGUCCUUGCAUACACUGUGUCACAACCACAGCACCCCUGCUCUCACGAUUGAUACAACAGAUUCUUCUUCUCAUCAGUCCGGUGCUGCAAGGAUUGAGAUAUUGGUGUACGCGCGUGGGUAACAAGACCGAAAAUUUGAAGUACUCACUUUCGAGCUCUGUUCUGACCGCCACGCAGACACUUUUACCUGCAUACUUCUACAGUAGCUCCAUAUACGUCCUAAAUCUUGACGCGUGGGUAAACCUGUUUGGCUACGCGUUUCUCAUCAUAGAACUAUCCCUCAACAUAGGCAGCUGCCUACUGUUUGCAGACAUUAGGACCGAACUCAGCUUCCUGGGCCUUGGGCUGGCUCCCGCAAUUGGGCUACUGGCUGUUUCGCUUGUGAUGCUUGUAUCAAACUAGCUCCAGCACCCAUGAAAAGAAAUGUAUGAAGUACGAGUAAAGCACAAGCUCAAGC